AUGGAUGAGCAUGCACGGUCGAUUAGGAAAGAUCAGGGGCCUUGCAGGCAGGGGCGGAGGGCCUGUUAUGGCCCAGUAUGGCGGGCGCCAUACUUAAGCCCGGCCCAAAAAAAAAUUUUCCUCCCCCCGCGUUGCAUUCAGCCCGCCCCGCAGCCGCCUCCGCGCCGCCUCCACCCUGCCGCCCUGCCGUUCCCCCGCCGCCCCGCCUCCGCCCCACCUCCGCCCUGCCUCCGCCCUGCCGCAUCCCCGCCCGCGCCCACCGACACCUGCUGCGUCGCCUUCCUCCGCGCCGUGUACCCGUCGGGAGGAGGCGGAGGGGACGACUGCCUCUGCCACCUGCUCCGCAACCCGUUCCUCCUCGGCUUUCCCGUCGACGCCGCCUGCCUCGGCGCACUCCUCCCCGCCUGCGCCGCGGGCAACUCCUUCGCUGCCGCCACCGUCGAGGCUGCCACCCUCUUCGCCGACGCCUGCCGAGAUUUGAGGAGUUUUUUUUCCAAUGGUAGCGGCUCAAAUCCAAGUACUAAUUUAGUUGGUACUGUUGACGUGGAGACUGAAGAACAAGAGGACCUGGUGUGUUUCUUGACUUGAUCUUUUGUGUUUCUUGAUCUAAACGCAGUUAAAGCUUCAUUGUCACCCUGUGUAAAUGUCACAUCAUCUCUCUCUAUAUAUAUAUAUUCUAUGCUUCUAAGUUUCAUACUCGGUGCAGCAUUACAUUUUAAAUUUGUACAUACUACUUUUAACUUACUUAAUCUUUCGACGAUUUAACUUCGCCAUACCUUAAAUUUUUUUCGUCCUC
Messenger RNA from Panicum virgatum (switchgrass), 796 nucleotides. RefSeq lists its product as uncharacterized. Lineage: Eukaryota; Viridiplantae; Streptophyta; Magnoliopsida; Poales; Poaceae. The record is from RefSeq and is a predicted model, not a curated record. Bases 1 to 588 code for a protein of 195 amino acids. The transcript has 2 exons.